AUGGCUACCCAGCACCCUUGUCUCCUGCUUCUGAUCUGCCUGCUGGCCCUGGCAGCUCCUCUUCUUGCCUUUGACAUAAGAAACUGGCACCUCCUCAAUGGCACUUCGGGUGACAUUGUGAAUGUUCCCUCAGAGUCCGUCCAGCCUGAUAAGGGUGACAAACAUGUUCGACAGGUCAGAGACACUGCCCCCCACCCAUCGGCAGUCCAUGGUUGGCCCAAGGACUGCAGCGAGAUCCCCGCUGGCAGCCCCAGUGGCAUCUACAUCAUCCAGCCCGCAGGACUCCACCGCCUCGUGGUGUACUGUGAAAUGAAUGUAACAAAUGGAGGUUGGACGGUCAUCCAGAGGAACAAGAAAGACACACCCAUCACAUGGGCUGAGUCCUGGAGCACCUACAAGUACGGCUUUGGGAACGUGCGCAGCGAGUACUGGCUGGGCACCGAGUACAUCUAUCAGAUUGCCAAGCAGAAGGUCUACCAGGUCAAGUUUGUCAUCCAGGACGCCACAAACACCACCAAGUUUGCAGACUACAAUCUCUUCAGUCUGGAAGAUGAAUCUCAUGGCUACCGGUUGAGGCUGGGCUCCUACACCGGGACCGCGGGGGAUGCCAUGACCUCAAACAAUCCCAACAAUAUGCAUGACAACAUGAAGUUCUCCACAAAGGACCGGGAUCAGGACACUUACAGUAAGAACUGUGCCUACAGCUAUGAGGGCGGGUGGUGGUACUCAGCGUGUUAUUCUGUACGUCUGAAUUUCAAGGGUGGCAUGACAUGGGGUAGCUUGUGCACUGGGAACUGCAAAUCCUCUCUCAUCCUCAUCAAACCAGCUCCCUACUGUUAGUGCUCCCUCCACUCCUGUCCUCCGGGGACACUCUGCAGAGGCUCAGCAUGGCAGAAGAGUCUGAGCCUUUCUGGAGCGGAGAGGGGAGCCCAGGGGUAACAGGGCUUUAGUGAAACGCCACUUUCCUUUAUCUCUCUCUGAGGGUAGGCUGUCCCUCUGUUCAGCUCUUUUCCCCUGUGCUUGCCAACGAUUCCUUUCUAUUAUAUUCAUAAUCAAAA
Dromaius novaehollandiae (emu) is the source of this 1058-nucleotide messenger RNA. RefSeq names its product fibrinogen-like protein 1-like protein. The record is from RefSeq and is a predicted model, not a curated record. The transcript has 4 exons. Lineage: Eukaryota; Metazoa; Chordata; Aves; Casuariiformes; Dromaiidae. The coding region runs from base 1 to 840 and encodes 279 amino acids.